Molecule: messenger RNA, 1874 nt
Organism: Eupeodes corollae
Lineage: Eukaryota; Metazoa; Arthropoda; Insecta; Diptera; Syrphidae
Product: transcription factor grauzone
Exons: 7
Coding region: 93-1784 (563 amino acids)
Cellular component (GO): nucleus
Molecular function (GO): zinc ion binding
Source: RefSeq, a predicted model, not a curated record
UGUGUUUAUCGCUGUGGUUUAUCAGAAAAACGAAAAUAUUUUGGUUUUACAAUUGUAUUUCCGUACAUUACACACCACAAAAAUACAAAAAUAUGAUUUGUAGACUUUGUCUAAAAGAUAUUCUCGAAGUAAUAAAUAUAUUCGAUGAAAUUGGAAUCGAACUCAAUGUCGUCGGUAUAUUAAAGAAAUACUUUUGGUUUGAGCCAAAAAUUGAUGAUCCUAUAUCAACAGCAAUAUGCAACGAUUGCUGGUUGAGAGUGGUGAACUUCCAUGAAUACUAUUUAUCAGUAGAAGAAGCUCAUCGUCUUUUAGCCGAAAGAUUUUUCGUCAAAGCUUCUUCGCCUUUAUUGGUAAAUGAUGUUAUAGAUGAUGAAAACAUUGAAAAGGACGGUGAGAACUCCUCGGAUUUGAAAGAUGGUGAUGUGAAUAAGCAUUUACAAUGGGAUGUGCAAGAAGUCAAUUUCAGUUAUCCGCUUAUAGAAGAUGAAGAAAAACCCGAAGGAAGUGAGUUUUCGCCAAGUGAUGAUAUUUUCAUUGAAGAACUUGAAGAUACUAAAGAAGAUGUAAAAGAUGUUGACAUCAAACCACAAACGGAAGAACUUAUUUCUACCAACCAACGUUGCUUGUCUCUUCGGACGAGAACCAUAAGCAAUGUUAAACUCUCACCUGAUACAUCAUCUGCCCAAAAUAAAACCCGAAGAAAGCAGGAAAAAAAAUCACCCACUGAAAGAUCUCUAGAAAAAGAAUCAAAAUAUAAUAUACGUGCCAAAGAAUAUGACGAAUUAAUAGCCAAACACAUGAAACUCGCUUGCGAGAUAUGUCAUGUUGAGCUGAUCGACUUCACUUCGUUGCGUCAGCAUUUCUGGAACUCACACGGUCAGAAGGGUUAUAUUGUUUGCUGUAACAAAAAGCUCUUCAAACGUGUUUUACUUGUCGACCACAUUAAUAAGCAUUUAGAUCCUGAAUACUUCAAAUGUCAAAGCUGCAAUAAGGUCUUUGCUGAUAAACAGUGCUUGAAAAAUCACAUGCUCAUAAUCCAUCAGGCCGACGAAGAAAAACCGUUUCAGUGUGAGUCCUGUUCAAAGCGAUUCAUCAAGCAGUACCUGCUAGAGCAGCAUCAAGUCAUUCAUGUGCCAUUAGAGGAGCGAAAGUUUCCCUGCGAUUUCUGUCCGAAAGUAUUUCCAAGUGAAAACACUUUAAAUACUCAUCGUAAAAAUACUCACCUGCAGGAAAACGGGCGAAUGUGUCAUAUUUGCGCCAAAGUCAUUCGUGGAAGAGCAAUGUUUGAAAAGCAUCAACUCGAACACAAUGGUGUUAAACAACCCGAAAUCCAAUGUGAAAAAUGUGGAUCAUGGUUGAAGAACAAACACAGCCUACAAAAGCAUUUGCGUCGUCACAACGAAGAAGGCAAAAUGUACACGUGUAAUAUUUGUGGCAAAGUUGCGCCCAAUCAAAGUGCUCUACGAAGUCAUAUCCGUUACGUGCACGCAUCAGAACGAACUUAUGCGUGUAGUGUAUGUGAUAAGUCAUUUAAAAAACCACUCAAUUUAAAAGAACACAUGACAACGCACACGGGAGAAGUUCUAUAUUCCUGCCCACAUUGUCCGAAAACUUUCAAUUCAAAUGCAAAUAUGCAUUCUCAUCGAAAGAAAAUUCAUCCUCGAGAAUGGGAAGCAAAUAGGAAACAUCGUAAGGGCAAAGUCGCUGGUAUUUCGUCAACAGUCCAAAAAACCCAAACCACAGACGACGAAGUUAUGCCAGAAGAUGAAAACACAGAAAGUUGAAUAAUUUGAAAAGUGACUUCCUCUUUAUGUGGUUUCUAAUUUUAAGAUUCUUAUUUAAGAAGACUCAUUAAAAUAAAAAAAAUAAUGAAA